This is a messenger RNA of Colias croceus (clouded yellow), 1461 nucleotides long. Its product is annotated as rRNA methyltransferase 3, mitochondrial. Bases 110 to 1411 code for a protein of 433 amino acids. The transcript is spliced from 6 exons. Gene Ontology annotation, molecular function: RNA methyltransferase activity; RNA binding. NCBI's taxonomy places the organism in Eukaryota, Metazoa, Arthropoda, Insecta, Lepidoptera, Pieridae. Gene Ontology annotation, biological process: RNA processing. The record is from RefSeq and is a predicted model, not a curated record.
AAGUUAGAGUUUGCCCUUGGAGAUAGUAAGGAGUCUAGAGAGUGACAAAAGCUACUUUUUCCCGCGGUGAAACAUCUUAUUCUUCAUCCCAUGGGAAUUUCCUUUGACUAUGCGGGCGAAGCCGCGGACGUUCACUCAUAUAAAUAUCACAAGAAAAACUACUAUGUUUAGCGUACGGUCUGUUAGGUUAUAUAGCAGGUGGAUGCAUAGAAGGCCUGCUAAAGUGAUUAUUCCUUUCGAGAAAGAGUCUAAUGUUCAAUUAAAAAAAGAAAAAGUGAUAGAUUUGAAACCUGUAUUAUUGGAGAAGGAAUUAAAAAAAACAUUGGAUAAGGAUAAUGCAGUAAACAUAAAAGAAACCUCAAAAGUUCAAGAGAACAUUACUGUUAAAAAAUUAAAACCAAUCAUACCAAAUGAUGUUAUAGAAAAACGAGAAACAAAAAUUAAGAAAAGGAAUUUUUACCUCAGUCAGAAAAAAGUCUAUGAUGAUAAUGGUGAAAUACUGUAUGAAAAGUUAAAUGAAAAUGAUAGUAUAAUAAGUUCACUCUUAGUCAAGUUGAAAUCCAAAAAGGAAAGAAUGCGGACAAAUCAAAUGCUUGUUGAAGGUUGGCGCUUAAUUGUUGAUGGAUUGGAAGCUAAAUGUAAACUAAAAUAUGUUAUGUUCAGUCAACUUCAAGAUUUACAGAAUCUUCAUCCAUUUCUUCCGAAUUCUGGUGUGCAAAUAUAUAAAAUACCCUACAAAGAUAUUACUAAGUGGUCAGAUCUUGAAACUCCACCAGGAAUUUUUGGUGUGUUUGAAAUGCCUACUGUUGAAAAUGUAAAGAGGCUUUCAAGACCUCUGCCGAUGGUUUUAAUUUGUGACAAUAUAAGAGUACCUGGUAAUCUGGGUGCAAUACUAAGAGUGGCGGUGGGAGCUGGCUGUGAAACUGUGUUGCUAACAAAAGGUUGUGUCGAUGUUUGGGAUCCAAAAGUAAUAAGAAGUGCAGCAGGAGCUCAUUUUAGACAGCCAAUAUAUACAUCAUUGGACUGGGAAGAAAUACCAAAGCAUAUGGUGCCAGACUCUUCACUGUUUAUAGCUGACAGUAAUAUUACCACAGAUAAUGUAGAAACUCCAGAUCUUACAAGUAAUUCACUAUUGUCACAGAUACCUGUGUUACCAUAUUAUGGUGUUGAAUUUUCCAAUUUGAAACAUAUUACACUAGUAAUAGGUGGAGAAACAGAGGGUAUAAGUGAAGAAAGUUACAGAUUAGCAACAAGCACAAAUGGCUUGAGGCUAAAUAUUCCAUUACAAAGAGGUGUAGAUAGCUUGAACACAGGAAUGGCAGCAGCUGUGAUAGCUUUUGAAAUAAGAAAACAGUUUAUACAAGCUUGGACUAAAGAAAAACUCGAAAGAGAAAAGGAGCAAAUCAUUUAGCAUUUAUAUUGUGAUCAAUAAUAGUAUUAAUUAAAGAUAAUUAAAUGGAA